UUUUAGAUUUUUAGAAAAUGAUAUAAUGUUCGUUUGCAGUAAAUCAAACCCGAUUUUUAUAUUGAUUAUCAGUUUUUAUCCCAUGUGGUUAUAUUUGAUUUUAAAGAAUCAACACUGCCCACACAUGGAUUACAAACGGCACCAACAUGAACCGUGAGAUAAAUUAUUUGAAUAUUUGCUCAUGAUAAAGAGCAGAAUGCCAGAAGACGAUGCGUUUAUAGUAUACAGAUAUCUCAUACGUUUAUUGUAAAGUUAAAUGGUCGACUAUGCAGAUACGAAUUCUCACCUAUGUAUAUAAACCACAAGAUUUAGUAAAGUACAUUAUGAAUACAGGUAAUUUUAGGAUAUCAUCAUAAAAGACACACCUGUCAGCAAUGGAGAUCUUAAAAGUUGACAAUUUAACACUUAUUGUUAAAGUUGUUGGUGGUACCGUUUUAGCAACAGUAGUAUCAUGUCUGGUGUGGAAACGAAUCAGAAAGCCAGAAAAAAAAGAAUAUCCACGUGACACAGUCAUUCUGCAUCAAAUAAGCAGGGGACCAUUUGCACCAAGUAUUUCACAAUAUGUGAUGAAGUUAGAGACAUAUUUGCGGUUUGCAAAAAUACCUUACAUGAAUGUUCACGGUGCACAGAAAAGUAAAAAAGGAAAAUACCCAUGGAUUGAGUACAAUGGUCAAGAAUUAUCGGACACGGAGUUUAUAAUAGAAUUUCUAAAUGAAACAUUUAAAAUAGAUCUAAACGAAAAAAUUUCAGCGAAACAAAGGGGUGCAGCAAGGGCGUUUCAAAAAAUGUUGGAAGAGAACACAUUCUGGGCAGUAACUCUGGAUAGAUGGCUAUAUGACAGAAAGAGUAGUGGUUUUAGAUUAAUUGGAGUACCAUCUUGGAUUAUCUUUUUUCUUCGGCGAAAUGUUAAGAACACGACAUACGCUCAUGGUAUUGGAAGACACAGUCAAGAAGAAGUUUAUCACAUACUUGACACUGAUUUGCAUUCUCUGUCAGAUUUUAUUGGAACAAAUACAUUUUUACUUGGUGAUGAGCCCUGUCAGGAAGAUUGCGCUGUUUUCGGUCAGCUUUCUCAGAUUUACUGGCAUAGUUUCGGGAACAAGUGUUACACUUAUUUAAAAAAAUAUGAUAAUUUAUGUAAUUAUUGUGAAAGAAUGAAAGAAAGAUUUUGGCCAGACUGGGACCAAUGCAUUACAAAAGGAAUGACACAGAAAGCUACAAAGUAGAAGAAUGCAUAUACUCAAUUCUCUUCUGGUUUAAAUAUAAAGUAGACAUUAUGUAACUAUCAUGAACAAAAUACAUGCAUUAAAAUCUAAAUUAUU
Messenger RNA from Mytilus trossulus (common blue mussel), 1322 nucleotides. Its product is annotated as failed axon connections homolog. Lineage: Eukaryota; Metazoa; Mollusca; Bivalvia; Mytilida; Mytilidae. The transcript has 6 exons. The record is from RefSeq and is a predicted model, not a curated record. Bases 375 to 1226 code for a protein of 283 amino acids. Gene Ontology annotation, cellular component: cytoplasm.